AGGAUAUGCGGGCCAAAUGGUAGAUGGCCGUAAAGCUCUUCGAGAGAUGCUUGAUUGGCUACAAGAAGAGUAUGAGAUUGUUUGUGAGUUGCUUUAUUACACGAAAGAGCAAUGGGCGAUAGCAGAUGCUGUAGCUCAGAAAUAUGAAAAUCAGUCUACUUUUGAAUCCACUGGCCAAACUAAGGAUGCGAAAGAUGAAGAAAUCAUUGCUCUUCGGGAGGAAGUUGAGUAUUGGAAAGACCAGCUGGUGAUUGUAUUGCAACAGCUCAAAGAAAAAGAGAACGAAGCACAAUCUCUUCGAUCAAACAUGCGUAGAUUUUUCCUAAGUGAGGAAGAAAUGGAAGAAGUUGUUGCUAAGAGGUGUUGGCUUUCUCGUUAUUGGGGUCUAGCUCUUCAUUAUGGUAAUUUUCAAUCUUCUUGUCUUCCAUAUCUCUUUCCAGAGAUUGCAAAGCGGAAACAUGAGCACUGGGCAGCAUUAGCGCCUAUUCCUCUUGAACUGGUCAUUUCUAUUGGAGAAAAAACUAAGGAAGAUUUUGAGAACCAAGGUAACGAUGAUUCGAAGAGGAGUAAACUUGCACGGGAUGUGAUUAAAGAUAUAAAGGGAAAACUCAAUAUCGAGAGCAUGCUUGCAGUUGAGAAAGGAUUAAGGGAACUAAUUUUUUUGAAGGUAUUCUUCUAUCGUUGA
Molecule: messenger RNA, 685 nt
Organism: Magnolia sinica
Lineage: Eukaryota; Viridiplantae; Streptophyta; Magnoliopsida; Magnoliales; Magnoliaceae
Product: coiled-coil domain-containing protein SCD2-like
Exons: 9
Coding region: 17-685 (222 amino acids)
Biological process (GO): cytokinesis by cell plate formation
Source: RefSeq, a predicted model, not a curated record